GUUAUGAACUGCGUUAAUAGAGUGCCAUCGUCCAUCCGUGGGACAUUGCGUUAAAAGAAGGCGUCUUGUGAUGUAUUCUGGUCCAAAAGGGAUGCAUGUCGUGCACACUGGCCUCAAGUGUACAUUGUUCGCGCGAGUCCCCAGUGCCAUACAGAAUGGUAAUAGGCACAGUGUUGUUCUUCCUGCUCCACACGUGUCUUGGAUUCAUGAUUGAGAAAACAUACACGUUGAAUUUUGCAAAACGCGAUGCUGUACCAACGAAAACGUACAAAGUAGGAGAUUCGCUGCGUCUUGAGUACGUGCUUGAAACGAGCUCGGACACGGACAUCCGCUGCGUCAAGGAUGACAUAGUGCGCCGCGUUCAGGAGGUUGUCGUCCCCAUGGGACUCCGCUACUACAAGAUCAGCAACACCGUACUGCUCGAAAACAUGAAAGUCAACGACAGCGGUCAGUAUGCCUGCAUAGCUCUUAUGAGAGGUACCAACAGGAGUCGAGCACUCUUCUGGAACGUCUCGGUUGUCCCUGUCCUCAAGAAAUGCACGAGUGACUGGAGAUGCAAUUCGGCAGUACUCCCAACUGAAUGCAGUUCUGCAUGCAGAUGCCCGAACAUUAUGUACUCAUCGGGCAAUAUCUGGAGAUGCAGUGCUUCAAAAGGAACUGCAAACCUGAACAUUUCGAACCGUUAUGGCGAAAGCUACCAACACGGAGACCGGAUACUACUGGAGAAAAACGACAAUCUAGUUCUCACGUACGAGUUCGUCGUUGAUAUGGACGUUGUCGUCACAGAACGGCUACGGGGCGUUGAAAGCAGCAGCACGGUUACCCUGCCACCAAACUCUACUCAGUACAAAGAAAGGAGGACAGUUGUGCUUUGGAACGUCACAAGAAGUAACACUGUGCUUGUCAGGAUCACUCUGAAAAGCCACCCGGUUGUUUCGAAUGAAAUUAUAUUGCCAGUUGUGGUCAUUCCCGUUACAGCACUUGGUAUGGAAUGCAUGGAUGAUACUGACUGUGUUGAACUGAAUGCGCAAUGUUUGGACAGACAAUGCCGCUGUUCUUUCUCAAGUAACGUGAAUGGCUCGUGCGCUAAAUCUUGCAGGAAUACAUCAGAUUGCAAGGCACACACGGGCACACUUUGUAACAAUAGUUUUUGCGUGUGUCCCGAAGGGAUGGUCUUGUUUGAUGGGAAGUGCUAUCCACGAGAUUGCGAAAGUCACUACGAGUGUUCUAGAAUUAUAACGAACACUGUCUGCUAUAAGGGAAGCUGCAUAUGUAAACAUGGCUUCCAAGAAAUCAACAAAGCUUGCAUGCCAAUAGUAUGUAGUCAGGACAUGCAUUGUCAAGACACAAGUAUGAGGUGCUACAAUACAUCGUGUACAUGUGGGCAGGACCUGGUCGAUCACAUGGGCAAAUGCAUUCUUCGGAACAUGGCAUGCAUCUCGUUUGCCGACUGCCCCGACGCAAAUAUGGUCUGCAUCAACAGGAGCUGUAUCUGCAGGAGUGGUUUUAUAGUACUCAACAAGAAGUGUGUUGAAGCAGUGAGACAAGCAGUCCUGAAGAAGAGCGAGUGUUUCUUUGACUCUGAUUGCGGAGGAAAUAAAGUCUGUCUGGAACAAGUCUGUGUCUGCAAGAAAGGGACAGAAAUGGUGUUGGGUUUCUGCGAAGAAGUGGGCCACGAUAUUGUCACAAUACAUCCAGACAUGAAGAAGAUCUUCAUUAUGGGCGCAGGAAUUGGAAUGUCAGUCACAAUCGCGGCGGCGUUUAUAGUUUGCAUCGCAUUAUUCGUCAAGAAGGAAGAAAUGGAACAUGCAAUAGUGUCCAACAAUGCCGAAGUCGUAAAUGUUAGCGAUGCCCAAUGGGUCACAGCUGAAGCUCCUAGAAAAUGUGGUCGGCAACCGAAUCCUCGCCAGUAUCGCUCGUCAACGGUCUUCCAUGCGAAGGCCUAGCACUUAAAAAAAAAGAAAAAGCUUCCUUGUAUUACGCUCUCUUGUGCUUCUUGUGACUCUUUCUAAAAAUCAUAAAAACAGAUAUGUCAACUGCCAGUCAAAUACCGUUUCCGAGAUACCCUUGACCUGUGG
Molecule: messenger RNA, 2078 nt
Organism: Ornithodoros turicata
Lineage: Eukaryota; Metazoa; Arthropoda; Arachnida; Ixodida; Argasidae
Exons: 12
Coding region: 96-1946 (616 amino acids)
Source: RefSeq, a predicted model, not a curated record